GGGAGUCACCUGUCUGUUGCUUUAGACACAGGAGACAAAGAUGUGAUGCUGACAUGAGUGAAUGGCCCCUCAUAUAGCAGACAUGACAGCAGAGGAGCCCGUGGGCCCCUGGGUGUCCAGCCCUGUGGGGGAGCUCAAGUUAACGCCUGAACGCAGACUGGAGGAGGAGCUCAACGACUGCAACCGAGACGUGACGCAGUAUCGCACAGACCCACCAGACACCGAGGCAGAUCCACCAAUCACUGACAGUUUGUGCAGCGAGGAGCCGUUUUGCAGGAUCUGCCAUGAGGGCAGGGCCUCGGGGGAGCUGCUGUCCCCCUGCGAGUGCUCUGGCAGCCUGGCCAUGGUGCACCGGGCCUGCCUGGAGCACUGGCUCACCGCCUCCAACAGCAGCCACUGUGAACUCUGCCACCACCAGUUUGCACUGGAGCGCCUUCCCAAACCUCUCACUGAGUGGUUGUGUUCUCCGUCCAUGCAGCAGCAGAGGAGGACGCUGUGUGGCGACGCCGUGUGUUUCCUGUUCAUCACUCCUCUGGCCAGCCUGUCAGGGUGGCUGUGUGUUCAGGGGGCCAUGGACCUCCACUACACCAACGGCAUGGAGGCUCUGGGGCUCCUGGUCCUCACGCUGGCCCUCUUCACCAUAUACGUCUUCUGGACCGUGGUAUCUGUACGCUACCACAUGCACCUGUUCAGGACGUGGAAGAAAACGGACCAGAAAGUGAGACUGCAGAUUCCCUCUCCCCCAAACACCACUCCCAACCAACACACGCUGUCCAUAAACGCCUUCGGCAAAACCACCAACAAAGAGACGAUGGUGUAGACUUCAGUCUACGCUAACAAACACCUCAAACACAAGCAGAGAGGAGAGUCGAAGCCGAGGUUUGAGGACUUUUACACCAGUUUCUGUGACCUUUUACCAGGAACUAUUGCAUCAAAGGAGCAAAUCUCACAACCUUUGAGUCUCACAGCGUCAAAAACUAUCAUCUGGUGAAACUGUCUCCAAAUCUGAAGAACCUUUCAGGCAACUGUGGACAGGAUUUUUAUUUUUUUAUAGUCCACAGUGACAAUCAGUAUCAUCACCUCCUGAGGACAAUGAAGCGUUCUGGACUAAUCUGACGAUCCGGUUUAUUUUCCUCCUCUCGGAAUAAACUCAAGAUUAAUCUGCUGCAACUUUGCAGUUCUGCAACACAA
Plectropomus leopardus (leopard coralgrouper) is the source of this 1191-nucleotide messenger RNA. It is a transcript of the gene marchf3, whose product is annotated as membrane associated ring-CH-type finger 3. Gene Ontology annotation, biological process: protein ubiquitination. Gene Ontology annotation, molecular function: zinc ion binding; ubiquitin-protein transferase activity. NCBI's taxonomy places the organism in Eukaryota, Metazoa, Chordata, Actinopteri, Perciformes, Serranidae. The record is from RefSeq and is a predicted model, not a curated record.